GAUCGACAGCCAUCUCUCAUGUGAUCAUAUCCUCCUCGUCUCCCUCGCCUCCCUCGUCUCCCCCAUCUCCUCCUGAUCUCACUGCGGUGCAGUAUCUACCCAUCAUCGUGUCAAUCUCGCUGCCAACACGGGUAGUCCGCGUCACGGCUGCUCGAUCGGCCAUCACCUCUUCAUGUCGGAUCAGCAGCCCGCCCGCAUCUCGCAAGCGGUGCUCGACCACAAAGCCUUUCCGCACAUCUAUGAAGCUAUCCUCGGGGCUGCGCCCUCCGCGUCUCUCCUCCGCUUGCGCCUCGUGAGCCGUUCGCUGCGGGACUGGGUCGACUCGCGCCUAGCGCCCGAUGUGACGAUUGCCUAUGUCUCUGUGGCGCGAGGUGUAAGAGUGCGCUCACGCACGGGCUUCGCGCCGCACUUCCCAACGCCCGUGCUGCGGCGAAGCCAGGCGGCCGAGUGGCCGUCAUCCGCCUCCCGCUUCUUCAGCAGAGUCUUCGCACACACAACAACAGUGGAUCUUGGCGAGGUAUUCCCGCCCACGGGGCUGCAUCCCCUCCCCUCGUUCCUCACGCACGUCCAAACACUGCGCAUGGCCGUGAGCAGAGACGGGUGGAGCGAGGCGCCACGGCCGCCCGAUCUCUCUGGGCCCAUCACCGCGCCCGAGAUCAUCCUCCUCGGCCCGACAAGUUGGAGCACCAUGCCCGGCCUGCGCAUCCCCCACGGUGUAAGGCGCCUCGUCCUCAACUCGCCCCUCCAUUCGCCCAUGAUACAGGUGGACAAUGUGGGUCGGCCGGCGGACCUCGCCACCGCCGUGUUCCUCUUUGAUGCGCGACACGAGCUCGACCGCGCCGAUCCCGACUUUGCUCUCAAGCAGCAGCACCAGGCACUAAUGUACUCUGUCGCUGGGAUGCUCGCGGCCGCCCCCAAGAUGCACGUCACGCUUGUGAACAUUCAUGCCUUGAGCCCCAUGACGCUUGGUAUUGCUCCGGCCGAGAUGGGCGGGAGGGGCGUAGAAGAUGUGUUCGCUGAGCGUGUCCGAGUGCAGGUCAUCCGACAGCUAGGAGAGGUGGACCUGGCGGGCCUUGAGUUCAUGACUCUCGAGGAGUACGCUGCUACGCGUACACCAGAGCAGCUCGCGCUCGAGCUGGGAGAACCAUUGUAACGGCCUCGUCUUGGUGACGCAAAUAAUGGCAGGCUGAUGAGCGGUGCUGGAGCUCCCCAAAUGCGCUGGGAUGAUAUCUUGUAGCUCAGAAUGGUUCGGCUUCAGCGCAAGUGAAUUGCCUAAGACUUGAUCUUGUGAACACGGCUGUAUGCUAUGAUGAAAUGCGUUUUGACUGGG
Cutaneotrichosporon oleaginosum is the source of this 1330-nucleotide messenger RNA. The record is from RefSeq and is a predicted model, not a curated record. NCBI's taxonomy places the organism in Eukaryota, Fungi, Basidiomycota, Tremellomycetes, Trichosporonales, Trichosporonaceae.